UUGGAGGCACAGCCUUGAUGCUGUUGGAGCACUGCUCAGCCGUAGCCAAAACACUGGGCUGUGACCAGCCUCUUUCUACACACCCCUAGAAAGCACAGCCCCAUGCUGCUCGACCCAAUACAACUGCUGACAGCACGAGGACUCCCUUGGGGCAGGCAAACGCCUCGCCGGUGGCAAGAAAAUCCAGAAGGAUCUUGCAGGACAGAGCGAGUGGGCAAAGAGGUGGCAGGUGACGCUUACCCUUAUGGCAUUUAUCUCGUGAUGGCUGAUAGCAGCCGACUCCUCUGCUCUCCCUAAACCAUAUCUGCCAGUCAGGGGCAGAACUGGGGCUGGAGGGACCUGGCGGGGCCCUGAAUCCACUUCUCAGGCUGCCAAAAUGUUCUUCAUGGCUUUUGGGGAGCUGACUGCCCCCAGGCCCCUGAAGGCACAGCUCCUCCAGGCUGGAUAUUUUCUGUAGGGGAAUAAAUCGGCGUUUCUUGGCACUCCAAUCUCCAAACAGAGCUGCAUUAUAAAGCGUUAUUGUGAGAAGAGGUUCGUUCCCAAAUACCUGGCGACUAUUGGUAUCGACUACGGCGUCACAAAAGUGCAGAUCAGAGACCGAGAGAUCAAGGUGAACAUCUUUGACAUGGCGGGACACCCGUUCUUCUACGAGGUGAGGAAUGAGUUUUACAAGGACACGCAGGGGGUCAUCCUGGUUUACGACGUUGGACAAAAGGAGUCUUUCGACGCGCUGGACGCGUGGCUGGCUGAGAUGAAGCAGGAGCUGGGUCCCCAUGGGAACAUGGAGAACAUCGUCUUCGUUGUCUGUGCGAACAAGAUCGACUGCACCAAGCACCGCAGCGUGGAUGAAAGCGAGGGGCGGCUCUGGGCAGAGAGCCGGGGCUUUCUUUACUUUGAGACAUCGGCACAAACAGGAGAAGGAAUCAAUGAGAUGUUUCAGACUUUCUACUCGGCCAUCAUCGACCUGUGUGACAACGGUGGGAAACGCCCUCCUUCCAGCACGGGGGUCAGCUUCACCAAAGAGCAGGCAGAUGCCAUUCGCAGAAUCCGCAACAGCAAGGACAGCUGGGAUAUGCUGGGGGUCAAACCCGGAGCCACAAGGGACGAAGUGAACAAAGCCUAUCGGAAGCUGGCCGUGCUGCUCCACCCCGAUAAGUGCGUGGCUCCCGGCAGCGAGGACGCCUUCAAAGCGGUGGUGAACGCCCGGACCGCGCUUCUCAAAAACAUCAAGUAGGGAACAGAGCCGCUCAGAGCUGGAAACCUUCCUCUCCUCCCAGCUAGCUCCCAGGCAGGCGUACGGCUGUGGGGCACCCCUCUCCUCCUCACGCUCACCGCUGGCACGGACACAAGAUGCUCCCAGCACCCGCCCUGGAAGCGGGACUGCAUCGGACCGUAGUGCAUUUGUGAUAUGGUGGAAAGGGGGCAGAAUGCUGAGGAGGGGAGAGAGACCCCAGACCCCUCCCUGCAUCCAUGGCCUCAGGUCGUGGUCAGCCUAAGUGCUGAAAGCAGUGAGGUCCCCACCUUCCCGGAUGCGUUACGCCUCCUGGGAGUUGCCAGUCGUGGAGGGGUUUGGAUGUGUGGCACCCACCUCCUCAUCACAGCACAGAGUCUCCUACCUCCACCUCCUUCCCCAAGCUCAACUCAUUGGGAAGAGCCCCCAAGGCUGCAGGCCCUCAAGCCACGUGCUCCCUCUCUCCCAGCCCUCCGCUCACGCCACGCUGGCGAGCUUCGGGUAUGUGCCACCAGCCCCUGUCGGGGACUGUCCUCAGCUGUGGGUGGCCCUGGCUGUUUGCAGGCAGGAGGAGGGUGUGGACCCAAGGAGGAGGCAGUUCAGCCCCCAGCAUGGCUGCCUCUUGGCUCUGCCCUUCCUCCUCUCGUCCAGCCUCAUCUCCCGAGCUUUGCCCGCAUCGCAGAGCUUCGUGGGUGCCCACGAUUUGCCUGCUCGCUUGGCCCCGCGGCGCUCCCGGGUUAGGUGAGCGGUGCAGGGGGCAUAUUCCUCCCCCAACCCUCUUUUCUCACAGCAGCAACGCGUCGCCCUGCUUUGGGGUUGUGUUAUGGGUUGCUGAUCAGCGGGUGGGUGCCAUUUGCUCCCUCCAGGUCACAGCUGUUGUUUUCUUUGAACAGUUUUGGUGAUUUAGAGGGGAAUGUUGCUGCAAGAAGUGCAUGCAGAGGCUUGGGAUCUGGUCGUUGUGAUCCUGAGGGAGGUCAGUGCUGUGAUGGCUGCCAGGCUCUUAGGGGACCAAACAGGAGAUCCCUUGGGGUCCUGUGGUUUUGUCAGGACCCAGUUUUAUUUCCUUGCUGCUGUGUGAGCUUAGUAGGGAAGGUCAGGACACUAAGCUAUGAAAAAAAAGCCACUGAGGGUGCGUGUAUGUAUCCUUACCCCACCAUGCAGGAUUCCUGUUCAAAAGUGUUUUCUUCUAUGGUUAGUGCAAUAUUUUAAU
This is a messenger RNA of Egretta garzetta (little egret), 2441 nucleotides long. RefSeq names its product DnaJ heat shock protein family (Hsp40) member C27 (gene DNAJC27). Lineage: Eukaryota; Metazoa; Chordata; Aves; Pelecaniformes; Ardeidae. The transcript is spliced from 7 exons. Gene Ontology annotation, molecular function: GTP binding; GTPase activity. The record is from RefSeq and is a predicted model, not a curated record. The coding region runs from base 626 to 1234 and encodes 202 amino acids.